Molecule: messenger RNA, 2074 nt
Organism: Tarenaya hassleriana
Lineage: Eukaryota; Viridiplantae; Streptophyta; Magnoliopsida; Brassicales; Cleomaceae
Product: protein DAMAGED DNA-BINDING 2
Exons: 11
Coding region: 128-1810 (560 amino acids)
Biological process (GO): response to UV; DNA repair
Cellular component (GO): nucleus; Cul4-RING E3 ubiquitin ligase complex
Molecular function (GO): protein binding; damaged DNA binding
Source: RefSeq, a predicted model, not a curated record
ACGGUUCAUCAAGAACACGGGUUUUAUAUUGACGUCUCUUUCCGUCGUCUUCGAAACCAAAAGGCCAACUCUGUCCGAUUCGAUUCGAUUCCAUUCCAUUCGUCUUCUUGUUGUCUCCUCGACUCCAAUGGACUCAGCCAGAACCAAAAGAAGGAGGCAACCAGAUUUUGUAAUCGCCAGAGAUACAGAUUCCGAGGCAAGCUCCUCUGACGAUGACGAAGAAGAAGAAGAGGCUUUUGAAGAAUCUGAACCCUACGAAAAUGGAAGGGAAACUGAAUUGGGACUCUCGGCGAAGAAGACGAAGAAAGUACCCAUUACCGUUAAGCUCAAGAAAGUUUGCAAAGUCUGUAAGCAGGCUGGUCAUGAAGCCGGAUUUAGAGGGGCUACAUAUAUUGAUUGUCCCAUGAAACCUUGCUUCUUAUGCAAAAUGCCUGGCCACACCACGAUGACAUGUCCCCAUAGAGUCACCACCGAGCACGGAGUAAUCCCGGCCUCCCACCGGAAUACCAAGAAUCCGAUCGAGCUUGUGUUUAGACGCCAACUUCAAUCGAGAAUACCCCCUAUCAAGCCGGAAUUUGUGAUCCCAGAUCAGAUACAUUGCGGAGUUUUACGAUACCAUAGCAGACGAGUUACAUGUGUGGAGUUCCAUCCAACUAAGAACCACAUUCUUUUGUCUGGAGAUAAGAAAGGGCAAGUUGGAGUCUGGGAUUUUGGUAGAGUAUAUGAGAAGAUCACGUAUGGAAACAUACACUUCAUACAAGUUAACAACAUGAAGUUUAGCCCCACGAAUAAUGAUAUGGUAUACACUGCGGCCUCUGAUGGAACUGUUGGUUACACCGAUCUGGAGACUGGAAUCUCGUUAACCUUGCUUAAUCUCAAUCCUGAUGGAUGGCAGGGUCCAAGCACUUGGAAAAUGCUAUACGGUAUGGAUAUUAAUUCAGAGAAAGGUGUGGUGCUUGUUGCUGACAAUUUCGGUUUUCUUCACCUGGUGGAUCAUCGAACCCACUGCAGAGUUGGUGAGCCGAUUUUGAUACACAAGCAAGGAAGCAAAGUUGUCGGUCUUGACUGCAACCCAGUUCACACAGAGCUGCUUCUGAGUUGUGGGAACGAUCAUUUUGCACGGAUUUGGGAUAUGCGUAGACUACAACCAGGGGGUUCCCUUCAUGAACUUGCGCACAGAAGAGUUGUCAACUCUGCUUAUUUCUCUCGUGUGUCGGGUACAAAAAUCCUCACGACGUCUCAGGACAACCGUAUACGAGUAUGGGAUUCUAUCUUUGGUAAUUUGGAUUUGCCGAGCAGAGAGAUUGUUCACAGUCACGAUUUCAAUCGGCAUCUGACGCCUUUCAAAGCUGAGUGGGAUCCUAAGGAUCCAUCUGAGUCCCUUGUUGUCAUUGGUCGUUACAUAAGUGAAAACUACAAUGGUGCUGCUCUUCAUCCGAUUGAUUUCAUAGAUGUGAGCACUGGGCAACUAGUUGCAGAGGUUAUGGAUCCAAACAUCACAACUAUCAGUCCGGUCACCAAGUUACAUCCGUACGAUGAUGUUUUGGUUUCCGGAAGUUCAAGGUCGCUUUUCAUCUGGAAGCCAAAGGAAAAAACAGAGAUGGUUGAAGGGAAGAAGGACCAAAAGAUUGUAACGUGUGGAGGAGGAGGAGAUGGCAAGAAGAAGGGGAAAGGAAAGCGGAAGCCGGGUAGUGAUGAAGAUGACUCAGACGACGAUAUGUUUAGCUCUAAAGGCAAAAGCAUCAAAGUUCAGAAGUCCCGAAUCAAAGUAACUAAGAGCAAUGGGAAGGCAAAACAGAGACAGGGAUGAAGAAGGGGAAGGUUGUGUCUGUUUUUCAAGUUUUCUUGUACAGGUUACUAGGCUAGUUUUAUGCCUAUCAUGCCCUGACUGACCCAGUUGGCAGCUUUCCCUGUUUUGCAACUAGACGAGAUUUUCGGGUUUUUGGUUUUAGGUACCUCCGGCUCUGUCAUCUCAUGUGGUGUGUGUGCAUACGCCAGUGGGAUAGAUUGUCUGGUCAGGCUGCAACUCCUUGAAUGUUAAGGUUAAUGCUAUGUAUUAUAUUAUCUUGAUUUA